Vespa mandarinia (Asian giant hornet) is the source of this 4886-nucleotide messenger RNA. It is a transcript of the gene Best2, whose product is annotated as bestrophin family protein. NCBI's taxonomy places the organism in Eukaryota, Metazoa, Arthropoda, Insecta, Hymenoptera, Vespidae. The record is from RefSeq and is a predicted model, not a curated record. Gene Ontology annotation, molecular function: chloride channel activity.
ACUCCUGUCGUCCGUCAGUGGAGCUCAGUUAGUAGACAGUCGGUCCGCCCUGUCAGCUGGUCUCGUCCAAUCGCGCGUUAACGUAGCUGCCGGAUGGUAAACCGAGCGCGGUAGACAAUAUAAACAGUCGGUCAAUCGGAGAGCCCUCGAUCGUAGUUUAUAAGGGAUCGAGUAGGUAUAAAAAAAGAGAAAGGGCAAAGUUAGUAAAGCGGCCCGCGCGCCGCAUGUGCGCGAGUGUGCAGCUUCUCCACCGGAAACACCAACGACACGGUGCGAGGGAUCGGUGUACGCGAGGAAAACGAAAACGAAGGAGAGGCAGAAGAAGGAGGAGAAGGAGAAGAAGGAAGUGAACGAAAAAGAAAAGGAGUCGCGCUUUCUUAAAUAAAAAUAAGAAAUAAAAGGGAGAAAAUAAAAUAAGAGAAGCGAAAGGAAGGAAGGAAGAAAGGAAGGAAGGAAGGAAGGAAGGAAGGAAGGAAGGAAGGAAGGAAAGAAGGAAGAAAGGAAGGAAGGAAGGAAGAAAGGAAAGAAAGAAGGAAGGAAGGAAGAGAAGAGUUCGACCGGUCAGGCAGGAAAUGACUAUAUCGUACGCGAGCGAAGUGCCAAACGGCUCCAGCUUUGGCUGUUUCUGGAGGAUCCUGGUCAAAUGGCGGGGAUCGGUUUACAAACUAAUCUGGCGGGAAUUACUGGCCUACCUCUUCGUUUACUACCUCAUCAAUUUUACAUAUCGAUAUGCGCUCAACGAGCAGCAACGUGCAAUCUUCGAAAAGAUACGUUAUUAUUUCGGGAACUCGAGCGAAUCGAUUCCGAUGUCGUUCGUCCUGGGAUUCUACGUGAGUCUCGUAGUGAAGAGGUGGUGGGAGCAGUACAAGCUUUUACCGUGGCCGGACAAUCUGGCCCUCUUCAUCAGCGCCGCCAUUCCUGGAAACGACGAGAGAGGACGACUGAUGAGGCGGAAUAUCGUGAGGUAUGCCGUUUUGGCCUAUGUUAUCACCCUUCAGAGGAUCUCCCUGAGGGUUAAGAGACGUUUCCCGACUCUUCAGCACAUCGUCGAUGUCGGUCUAAUGAUGGAGUCGGAGAAAAAAAUCUUCGAGAUGAUGAACAAAAAAGCGGCCAUGUCGAAAUAUUGGAUGCCGCUCGUCUGGGCGACUAACAUCAUCAAUAGGGCAAGGAAAGAAGCUCUGAUCACUAGUGACCAAGUAGUGCAAACCCUCCUUGUCGAACUCAGCGACAUCCGGAAGAGGCUUGGCGCACUGAUCGGUUACGACACUGUUUGCGUUCCUCUCGUUUACACUCAGGUUGUUACGCUGUCGCUUUACGCGUACUUCUUCUCGGCUCUACUCGGUAGACAGUUUAUCGAACGCACUGAAGCGGGUGGUGGGAAAUACGAGGAACCGGACAUGUAUUUUCCUUUUUUCACGGCCCUACAGUUUUGUUUUUAUGUUGGAUGGCUGAAAGUAGCCGAGGUACUUAUUAAUCCUUUCGGCGAGGACGACGAUGAUAUCGAAUUAAAUUGGCUGAUAGAUAGACACAUUAAAGCUGGUUAUAUGAUCGUCGAUGAGAUGCACGAAGAGCAUCCUGAAUUAUUGAAAGAUCAAUAUUGGGACGAAGUGGUGCCUCGAGAUCUUCCAUAUACGGUAGCAAGCGAGCAAUAUCGACGAGAAGAACCAAAGGGUUCGGCGGAACAUUACAAGGUAAAGGACAGCGAUGCUCUCUACGCUAAUGUAAUGAUGGGAACACAAAUUCAUAGUCACGUGCAGCAUCGCAAGGUCCAUCAGGAUGACAUGUACGCAGAUUAUGAAAGCGUAGACACCCCAUUGGUGGAGCGAAGAAAGAAUUGGCUUCAACGGCAAAUCACGCGAAUGGGUUCCGUACGUAGUUCAUCGACUACUUAUAGCAGUGGAGGAGGUUUCUUUGCACGAAAUCGUCACAACAGCGUGUACAGUAGUCCUGAAACAGGAGGCUUGCCAACGACAACUAAUCCGAAUUUGAAAAUAUCGCUGUAUGACCGUCUCGUAGGUCGUAAAAGUAUCCGCAGCCAACGAAUGGGCAGGCAAGGUACGAUGACGAAGUUGAACUCGGUACCAGUAUCCUUGAAGAACAGGCCACGUAUACCGACCCCGGACGUAACAAAGGAGGUAGUCGAUCGUGAGCAGAGAUUGGCAUUGUCGGCGAGCAAUACGGCUAAUAUCGGUGCUGGCGUUGUUGGCGUUAUACCGGCGAAUGGUCAUUAUACUACUGAUUUACCGGUGGUCCAGGUGGUCCUGUCGCCGAUUCAGGAGACCGAGGGAACGCCAGCAAAUGCGAAAUCGGGUGCAGCUGCUUUGGCACAAGCGGUAUUGUCACCGACUUUAACUGGCGCCGGUUUGGUAGCACCUGUUACUCUAACGCCAGUAACUAUGAGCCAGCUGACGCAAUUAGGUUUGGUCACGACUACAUCAGCUUCUUCGUACAGACCCACGAACAUACAGAGCAAUAACACGAUACAGGCUACCUUGACGGAAGUCAACAGUAGCGAGGAGGAAGGUUCAGGAAGCGGAAGUUCCAGUAGUAGAAGCGAAAGUAUCACUGGUCAAGAAGAGAGAAGUACCCCAUUAAUCGGCGAUAAUACUAGUCCCGUAAUUAGUAACGGAAGUUCACCUACCUUCGACAGUUACAACGAUCGUUCUCCAAUUCUUAUGAAUCCAGAGAAACUGGGAUAUGUCGUAGCUUUACCAACUACACAAGAGACCCAUCUGCAAACUGCGAUAGAACCACGUGGCAGAAGAUCAGCCUCUUUACCUGGACCACCCGUUAUCCAAUUAAAGGAAGAUAGAAGCAUGUCCUUGCCCCAUUCUCCAGGUCUCCAACCGAGAGAAACUCGUGCAGCUUCUGUUUCAAGUAGACACGAUAAUCCUAAUUUAGACAGACUCGCUAUAAUUUCUCCAAAUCACGAUUUACGACCUAGAACCAAUAGUUUCGGUCAUGAACUCACGAGGAACAAUCAGCAGCGUAAUCAGGAGACCUCGAGGAAAAUAAGUAGCGCUUCUUGUAACAACGCUGCGAUCUCAACGGGACCAAUUGUACCAACCCAGACGACAGGCUCUCCUAGCAAAAGGGGCGAGGUCUAUGUUUGACCGAAAUUUGUUCUUAUCAGGAUCCUUCGUCUUUCCUCUUUAGCGUCUUCGUGACUAUUCCGCUUUCGCGAAUUAGAGUUCGUACGAGAAGAAGAUAAAAGAUAUUUCGAUCUACCUUUUCCAUUCGUUCACUAUUGUGAUGUAUUUCUCUUUCUUUUUUUCUUUUCGCUUUUUUUCUUGUACAUAGUACGACGUGGCAGGAGUCAAACCAUCGAAACUAUUUCAUGGACAAUAGCAUCGAUCGCGAGACUGCUUUUUACGGAUUUUUUUUAUUAUUAUUAUUAUUAUUAUUAUUAUUUUUAUCUUUUUCUUUUUUUUUCUUGUUGUUCUUCUUUUGUUUCUUUCUUUUUCUUUCUUUUUUUUUUUUUUUUCUUUUUGUUCCUCACCAAAUAUCACUUUUUAUUAAGGAAUUUUACUUUCACACACCCGUAGUCUCGUAGAUGGCGCGUCGAUUUCGAAAAUGACUUUAAAGAUCAAGUCGAUAUCCUGUAAAUACUAUCUAUUUGUGCAUAUAAUCUCUAGGAACACUCAACGGCAUAGUUUAAAAUCGAGCUAGAACUUUUAUAAUAUAAAUAAAAAUGAAAAAACACGUGUUGUUACGUUUAUGCGUGUGUGUAUGUGUAUAUCGCUGAAUCGUUACUAAAGUGCAAUCUCUCGUAUAAGUAUAAUGGUCUUUAAAAUAGAGCGAAAUAAAUUUCGUCAUCGGACUCGAUAGAAAGUACGAUGGUGUAUAUUUUUUGUUUUCACACGUGCAAUAUUGUACUAGAGUUAAUGUAGAAUGCAUUUUUAUCUUUGCCGUUUGAUAACUAUAAUAUUAAUUACCGAAACUAUAGUAUAAAUUAUCGAAAAAACGAACGCUGCGUAGAAUUUCGACGAGAACCGAUUAUUUUAGUUUUUUAUUAAAAUAAUUAAAGCUGACAAUGAAGCAUAAAUAGGAAAGGGCCUUUACUUUAAUUUUUACGAGCUUUUGUCAGUUAAAAAUUAAAGUAGGGCCAAAUCAUCGAUUGUAAUGAACCGUAAAAGUGUGAAUAUCAAUGCGUUGCAGUAUAGAAGUCAUCAACUAUGACAUAUAAAUCAAUGAAUAAAUAAAUAUAUAUAUAUAUAUAUAUGUAUAUAUAUAUAUAUAUAUAAUUUGUGUAUUUCGUCAUGUGUGAUAUGAAGUUUUAUACGAUAUUUAUAUUAUACGAUUUAUGAUGGGAUUGUAUCUAAGAGUAUGUAACGAUAUUCUACUAUUUACGGGCUAUUAACAUAUGCAAAACUUUAUGUAUGCCAUUGUAAAUAGGUAUGCGUUUUUCCAACCGAAGGAGAACGUCUUUUUCACGAUAAGAAGACAAUUGCCAUAUUUAUUCAAUGACGGUCGGCUCGAAAGUUUCGUAUACGUGAUACUAGAACAAUGAAUUUCUAUGCACUUCUUCGCGUAUGAUUAUACACGAAUGAUUAUGCCAUAUCGAAAUAUUGUAUAAAGCUGUUACAUAGUUGUCGAUGUUUUAUAGAUUCAUUCAUUCUAGAAAUCUGUAUAUGCUUUGUCGAAUGGCAAAUAUGUUUUUUUCGACUAAUAUAUAGAUAGAAAGAGUAUUAGUUUUUUCGAGAUCUACAAGAUCUUUGCGAGUACUUCAACAAUGAAAUAUAAGAUAUAGAAGAUGACAAAUAAUCCAACAUGAUAUAUAUAUAUAUAUAUAUGUAUGUAUGUUUAUAUAUAUAUAUAUAUAUAUAUAAUACACUUGUUUACGGUUUAAAUAGUCGUCUUUUAGUUUCACGAUGUAUUAGAAAAGA